Molecule: messenger RNA, 1143 nt
Organism: Macrosiphum euphorbiae (potato aphid)
Lineage: Eukaryota; Metazoa; Arthropoda; Insecta; Hemiptera; Aphididae
Source: the annotation of a GenBank genome assembly
AUGGGUAUUACCGGUUUAGCGAAACUUAUAGCAGACUUUGCUCCAAAUGCCAUUAAAGAGAAUGAAAUUAAAAAUCAUUUUGGCCGGAAAAUUGCGAUUGACGCUUCUAUGAGUCUUUAUCAGUUUUUGAUCGCUGUCCGCAGUGAGGGAGCACAACUGACAAGCUCCGAUGGUGAAACUACUAGUCAUAUUAUGGGUACAUUCUAUCGUACAAUAAGACUUUUGGAAAAUGGUAUUAAACCAGUAUAUGUAUUUGAUGGUAAACCUCCUCAAAUGAAAUCAUCAGAAUUAGAAAAACGAGCUGAUAGGAGGCAAGAAGCACAAAAAUCAUUAGAAAAAGCAGAAGAAGCCGGUGAUGCUACCGGAAUCGACAAAUUCAGUAAACGAUUGGUAAAAGUAACAUCAACUCAUACGACUGAAUGCAAAGAAUUACUAAAACUAAUGGGAGUUCCUUAUGUAGAAGCUCCAUGUGAAGCUGAAGCCCAAUGUGCUGCUAUGGUAAAAGCUGGUAAAGUGUACGCCACGGCUACUGAGGAUAUGGACGCUUUAACAUUUGGUUCUCCUGUGUUAUUACGUCAUAUGACGUUCAGCGAAGCCAGGAAAAUGCCAAUUCAAGAGUUUCAAUUAGAUUCAGUAUUGGAAACAAUGGAAAUGUCUAGAGAUGAAUUCAUAGAUCUGUGUAUACUGUUAGGAUGUGAUUACUGUAACAGUAUUAAAGGGGUUGGACCAAAACGAGCUAUUGAGCUAAUGCGACAAUACAAAUCAUUAGAAAACAUAAUUGAAAAUUUAGAUACCAAAAAAUACCAAGUACCUGAAGAUUGGCCAUAUAAGGAAGCUCGACGAUUAUUCAUUGAACCAGAAAUAACAGAUCCUGAAACUAUAGAUUUGAAAUGGAUAGAUCCAGAUGAAGAAGGCUUGGUAAAAUUUUUAUGUGGUAAUAGAGGAUUCAAUGAAGAUAGAGUAAGGAAUGGAGCUAAGAAGUUACUCAAAGCACGAUCUGGUACAACUCAGGGCAGGUUGGAUUCAUUUUUUUCAUUCUCUUCAACACCAAAUAAGCGUAAAGCUGAUGAAGCGAAAGCAGCAGCAGAAGCCAGCAAGAAAGCAAAGAAGGGAAAUUACAGCAAACGGGGUAGAGCAAAAUAA